CCCCUCCGCAGCGUGGCAGGCAGGACGAGUAGCAGCGAGCAGCAAAAGCCCUGCGAGAGGAUUAGACACUGGGCAUCCUUUGCCUCCAAAAGUCCCUUGGAAGAAGAACACCAAGAGGAGGUGAAGGGGCAAAGGAGGGUGGCUAUUGGGAACCAUACCCCCAUAUCUCCUUCUUCUUGCUUUUAUGUUUGAUUGCUGUGACAUCAGCAAGAAAAAAAAAAAAAAGUAUUUUCUUCUGUUUGGAUUAAAAAGCGCCUUUUUGGGGGGGGAGGUUGGAAUGGAUGACCUCGCCUCAUCCGCGUCGUCCUUCUAAUGGAUCAUUCCAUCACUUGGAGUUGUCAUGUCCAAAGAGGAAGACACUGACUGACUGACUGGAACAUUUCUCAUUGAUUUUUUUUUUUUUUUUUUAAUAGGAAUCUAGUUGAAGGCUAGCCUUGGCGAGGACAGCGGGAAGAUGAGACCCCCCGGCCCUCUGCUCGUCCUGCUGUAUGUCACACUGUCGGCGUGUCUCAAGGUGGUCUCGAAGAGAGGCUCAGUGGACGGCUGCACGGACUGGUCGGUGGACUACCUGAAGUACCAGGUGCUGCAGGGCGAGCCGGUGCGGCUAAAAUGCGCCCUGUUCUACGGCUACAUCCGGGCCAACUACAGCCAGGCUCAGAGCGUGGGCCUCAGCCUCAUGUGGUACCGCAGCUCGGGCCUGGGCCACAGUGACUUCGAAGAGCCCAUCUCCUUCGACGGCGUGCGCAUGAGCAAGGAGGAGGACGCCAUCUGGUUCCGACCCGCCGACCUCCAGGACGUGGGCCUCUACUCCUGCGUUUUACGGAACUCCACCUACUGCAUGAAAGUGUCCAUGUCUUUAACGGUGGCGGAAAACGACACCAGCAUGUGCUUCAACUCCAACAUGCGGCGGAUGGAGAAGGCCGAGCUCAGCAAGAGCAAAAAUGUUCUGUGCCCCGACAUCGACGACUACGUGGAGCCCGGCAAGGAUCCGGACAUCACCUGGUACAAGGAAUGCCGUCCAAAGCAGUGGCGAGCCAGCGUCUUUCAGAAGAGGGACAUCCUGUCUUUCCAGGAGGUGAAGGAGGACGACAUUGGAAAUUACACCUGCGAGGUUCAGUUUGGCGGCUUUGUGGUCAGGAGGACGACGGAGCUCACCGUCACCGCCCCUUUGACCGACAAGCCUCCAAAGAUCCUGUUCCCUUCGGAAAACAAGAUUAACAACAUGGAGCUGCAGCUAGGAGGAGCUCUCAACCUGACGUGUCGAGCCUUUUUCGGCUACAGCGGGGACGUCAGCCCACUCAUCUACUGGAUGAAAGGAGAUAAGUUCAUCGAGGAUCUGGACGAGGAGCGAGUGCAGGAGACAGAAAUCAAGGUUGUCAAGGAGCAUCUCGGCGAGCAGGAAGUCGCCAUCUCCUUGACGAUCGACUCGCUGGAGGAGGAGGAUCUGGGAAAUUAUUCGUGUUACGUGGAAAAUGGCAACGGCCGUCGCCAAGCUACCAUCCAGCUCUUCAGGAGGGCAGAGCUCAUGUACACGGUGGAACUGGCCGGGGGUCUCGGGGCCAUCCUGCUGCUACUCAUCUUCCUCAUCUCGCUCUACAAAUGCUACAGGAUCGAGCUGAUGCUUUUCUACAGGAGGCACUUUGGCAGCGACGACCUGGAUGGAGAAAACAAAGACUACGACGCCUACUUGUCCUACACUAAAGUGGACCCUGACCAGUGGAGUCAGGAAACCCGCGAGGAGGAGCGCUUCGCCCUGGAGAUCCUCCCUGACGUGCUGGAGAAACAUUACGGCUACAAACUCUUCAUCCCAGACCGAGACCUCAUUCCAACAGGAAGUCUCACCACUGAGCAUUACCAGGACGACACGCGGCUCUUUGGAGCCUACAUCGAGGACGUGGCGCGCUGCGUGGACCAGAGCAAGCGCCUCAUCAUCGUCAUGACGCCCAACUACGUGGUGCGGCGGGGCUGGAGCAUCUUUGAGCUGGAGACGCGGUUACGCAACAUGCUGGCCACCGGCGAGAUCAAGGUCAUCCUCAUCGAGUGCGCCGAGCUGCGCGGCAUCAUGAAUUACCAGGAAGUGGAGGCGCUCAAACACACCAUCAAGACGCUCACCGUCAUCAAGUGGCGCGGCCCCAAGAGCAACAAGCUCCACUCCAAGUUCUGGAAGCAGCUGCAGUACGAGAUGCCCUUCCGCCGCACCGAGCCCAUGCUGGGCCACGAGCCGGCGCUGGACGUCAGCGAGCAGGGCGCCUUCGGCGAGCUGCAGACCGUCUCGGCCAUCUCCAUGGCGGCGGCCACCUCCACCGCCAUGGCCACAGCCCACCCGGAGCUGCGCUCGUCCUUCCACAACUCGUACCACACCACGGUGAGGCAGAAACACUACUACCGCAGCUACGAGUACGACCUGCCGGCGGGGGGCACCCUGCCGCCGCUCUCCUCGCUGGGGAACCAGCACACCUACUGCAACAUCCCGCUCACGCUGCUCAACGGCCAGAGGCCUCCCGGGAAGGGCCGGGAUCACAGCCUGGAGGAGGCGCACGCCAACAAUGCCAUGCUGCCGCUGUUGCCCCGGGAGACCAGCAUCUCCAGCGUCAUCUGGUAACCCCCUGGCGGGGGCAUGGGCGGGGUCGUCGGCGCGGACGGACGACAUCAUCCAAAUUCGAGGGGGACUUCUCCCACCGUCUUUUUUUUUUUUCUAUGGGAUUUCUAAUCGUGACAUCCUGGACGAGACAGUCCCACACUGAAGAACGGUGGACACGUGCACGCACCGGCACACGCAUACAUCGGACAACAAGGAAAACAGGGUCUUGUACAUAUAAUCGCAAUUUCUUUGUAGCAUUUCUGUUCUCGCAUUUCAUUCAGUCUGUUGCCUUCUCUACUGUCGGAGUUUGCGUUUAACUCUGCACAUCCAGGGAGGAAAUAAGGAUUUGAUCCCCUAAAGCAGGGGUCGGCAACCUUUACCACUCAAAGAGCCGUUUUGACCCGUUUCACAAAAUAAAGAAGACAAUGGAAGCCGCAACCAUUCUCGCGAAUGUCUGCUGGUGGUCAUCCAGACAACAAGUAUAAGGCCGUGCUAUGAAGCCAUUGUCUUAGACGCCUUCUACAACAUGUACAAACUGCUUGGCAGUCCAGCAAAAUGUUGUUUGUGGCUUCCGCAGAUACACGUACACGACUGCAAGGCAUACUGGG
Nerophis ophidion (straightnose pipefish) is the source of this 3189-nucleotide messenger RNA. RefSeq names its product interleukin 1 receptor accessory protein-like 1a (gene il1rapl1a). Bases 455 to 2602 code for a protein of 715 amino acids. NCBI's taxonomy places the organism in Eukaryota, Metazoa, Chordata, Actinopteri, Syngnathiformes, Syngnathidae. Gene Ontology annotation, biological process: negative regulation of exocytosis; signal transduction. The transcript is spliced from 12 exons. The record is from RefSeq and is a predicted model, not a curated record.